GCAAGUAUCCCAAGGUACCUAACCUGAUAGACGCAGACCUCGCCUACAGGCGACCCAGUACAGGUACAGGCUGUCCUGAUCACACGCCGAAAUUUAUCAGCCUUCACAAGCUCGACCUUCACGAGCUCAACCUUCACCAGCCAUCACCAGGUCACCGGUAUAUGAUAUCAAUGGGUCAACUGGACGGCUCCCUGCACAGCCUGACAAGGCCGGAACAAUAUUCAUUCCUGGACACGUAUGCCUAGGGGGUCAUCCUUAGGCCCCAAGUCCUCGCCUACGCAUCCAUCUUUGAGCUGUGCCUCCAUAUAAAAUCAUCCCCUCGAUUGCCCUGCCUCCGUUUGUCUUUAGGCAAAUCCCGCGCCCUCCCCGGUUCGCGCCGCUCUGUCCCCUCCUAACCGAACACCCUACUCCUUCGACAUGGAUUCCAAGACCCUCGUUUUCACUGCUAUCGUCGUCGCCUGCACCCCCGUCGCCAUCCUCCUCGGCUGGAACAUCCUCGUCCCUCUCCUCUUCCGCGUCUUCUCCCUCACUGUCGGGUCGACCUUGGGUUGGUGUCUGAGGAAGAAGACCGACGGCCGACGCUCCUCCAUAAUCCAAGCCACGGCCGAGAGCGAGCGCAGAUUCAGAGAGGAAAAGGCGGCAGCUGAAGAUGGCCAGGAUGAGAGCUCGAAGAGCACCGGAGACUCUAUAAUCGGAUCAUCUAGUGAUAUAAAGAAUGGUGGGCAGGGAUGGGAUGGUAUCAUCGGGUUCUUCCACCCCUUUUGUAAUGCUGGCGGCGGCGGCGAGCGAGUCCUGUGGGCAGCCGUCCGAGCUACUCAGCAGAGAUGGCCCAAUGCCAAGAUAGUCGUCUAUACGGGCGACCGCGAAGUGUCUAAGGAGAAGAUGCUUCUGCGAGUCAAGCAUACCUUCAGCAUCGACAUCCACCCACCGUCUAUCCACUUUCUCUACUUGAGUACGCGCCACUGGGCUCUCUCUUCGACGUGGCCGCGCAUGACUCUCCUGGGACAGUCGCUCGGAUCGCUGGUUAUGGGUUGGGACGCCCUCUCUCUGGUUGUGCCGGAUAUCUUCGUGGACACCAUGGGCUAUGCGUUUACUUUGGGCCUAAGCAAGAUCCUCUUCCCCCAUAUGCCGACCGCCGCGUAUGUGCACUAUCCUACCAUCUCUACGGAUAUGCUCGACUCGCUCGACCCCAAGAACCCCGUCGGAAACCAAGGCGUUAAUGCCGGGAAGGGAGUCGGUUACAAGGGCGCUGCCAAGCGAUAUUACUGGAAGAUUUUCGCUGCCAUCUACUCGUGGAUGGGUGCUUCGGUCGACGUCGUCAUGACCAACUCUUCGUGGACGCAGGAGCAUAUCCAGUCGCUAUGGGGACCCCGUCGGAAGCAGCAGGGUAGAAAGCACCCUAUCGCCGUCGUGUACCCGCCGUGUGCAGUCAGCGAGAUCGAACGAGCCGUGGAGAUCUCAGAAGAGAGCGAAAAGCGACGGCAGAAGUAUCUGGUGUAUAUUGCUCAGUUCCGGCCCGAGAAGAACCACCAGCUCAUCCUGCAGGCCUUCGCCAAAUUCGUCAAAACAGGUACUGAAUCGGCAAAAGAAGCCAAGUUGGUCUUUCUCGGUAGCGUUAGAGAUGACCACGAUUCGAGACGGGUUUACAAGCUGCGCUUGCUAGUCAACGAGCUCCACAUCAAGGACCAGGUGAUAUUCCAACUCGACGCGCCGUGGCCCGAGAUCCUCCAGUGGCUCGGCAGGGCUUUUGUGGGAGUGAACGGCAUGUGGAAUGAGCACUUCGGGAUUGGGGUCGUCGAGUAUCUCGCGGCCGGCCUGAUACCCGUUGUGCACGACAGCGGAGGGCCCAAGUUAGACAUCGUGAUCGACGUAGAUGGCGAGCCCACAGGUUUCCACGCUUCGACCGAGGAUGAGUUCGCCGAGGCCUUCGAGAAGGCCCUCUCGCACCCUGAUCCGCUCUCUGUCCGACGCAGAGCCCGGCUUUCGUCCAAGAGAUUCACCGAGGAAGAAUUUGCCAGGAAGUGGCUGGCCGAAAUAGAGAAGCUCGUCGCCAUGAAGUCGUGAUGGCCUAGUUUCAUCUAAGCACUCCGUAAAUUUUCUCCCCCUGACACAGAUAGAACCAUACAUAGAUCAACAUCUGAUACCCCCGGGUCGCAUGGAGCGGAGGCUAGGAGUUUACUUUUGUUUUUUUCCUCGUUGCGCUAGCUUCCCUUGUCGAACGCGACGAUCCAUAAAUGAAUAUUCGCACAUGUCUAGCAAGUAUCGUUCUAUUAAUGAUUCGCGGCGCACUCCAUAUAUCUGCGCCCCUAGCAUUCCGAGUUUUCUGUCGACCACCCAAUAUGAGAGAUAGGCACGAUCAUAUCACCUGUAACUGCAGACGCCUACACUUCCUGCUUGGAAAUGUGGGCAUGUAACCAUGUAGCCAUGUAUGGCUUUCUAUACAUGGUGGGAGGACGAGGAAACCUGAAUUACACAAGUACCACCAACGGCUAUCCAGGGCCGUGGGUGGGCUGUCUCUCAAGAGGUUCGGCAAGGAACUCCCGGCCUUGAGAACCCGAAUAGUUCCUGAUUAAACGACGAAAUAUUGAAU
Messenger RNA from Durotheca rogersii, 2590 nucleotides. Its product is annotated as glycosyltransferase family 4 protein. The transcript has 3 exons. Bases 418 to 2064 code for a protein of 548 amino acids. Lineage: Eukaryota; Fungi; Ascomycota; Sordariomycetes; Xylariales; Xylariaceae. Gene Ontology annotation, molecular function: GDP-Man:Man(3)GlcNAc(2)-PP-Dol alpha-1,2-mannosyltransferase activity. The record is from RefSeq and is a predicted model, not a curated record. Gene Ontology annotation, cellular component: endoplasmic reticulum membrane. Gene Ontology annotation, biological process: protein N-linked glycosylation.